Molecule: messenger RNA, 1857 nt
Organism: Dioscorea cayenensis subsp. rotundata (Guinea yam)
Lineage: Eukaryota; Viridiplantae; Streptophyta; Magnoliopsida; Dioscoreales; Dioscoreaceae
Product: protein REDUCED WALL ACETYLATION 2
Exons: 15
Coding region: 105-1721 (538 amino acids)
Biological process (GO): xyloglucan metabolic process; xylan biosynthetic process; plant-type secondary cell wall biogenesis
Cellular component (GO): Golgi apparatus
Molecular function (GO): acetyltransferase activity
Source: RefSeq, a predicted model, not a curated record
UUCUUUGUUAUUUUCUUCUUCUUAUUUAGGGUUUCGCCCAUUCCUUCAUUUCAAUCCCAACCCAUUCAUUUGAUUUCUCUUGUUUUGGUUUCCCCAGUUUGUGGAUGGAGAUUUGGGGACCGAUUACUCAAGGCCAGGUAGCAUUUUGCGUUGGAUUCAUCCCAAUAAUUGCAGCAUGGUUGUACUCCGAGUUGUCGGAGUGCUGUAGAAAGCAUUCUUCUUCUUCUUCGAGACUGAAUUCAGCUGAUGGUUUAGAUGAUUUUAGUCUGAGAAGAAAUGGCUCAGAUUCAAAAGCUCUCUUGUUGGAGAGUGGUUAUCUUCUAUCAUCUUCGACCUCUGUCAGAUUCUUUCUAUUCGACAAGACAUUCUACUCUGAUAACCGUCUCACAUUAAGAGCCAUGUCUGAAAUCGGAGUUAUUUUGGUCUAUUUCUUCAUAUGCGACCGAACAAAUCUGCUUGGGGAGUCUGCAAGGCAAUAUAGCCGAGAUAUUUUCUUCUUUCUUUAUUUUCUCCUUGUCAUUGUUGCGGCAAUGACUUCAUUUACAAUCCACCAUGACAAGUCACCAUUCUCUGGAAAAUCUGUUCUCUAUCUGAAUAGACACCAGACCGAAGAAUGGAAAGGCUGGAUGCAGGUGUUGUUUGUGAUGUAUCACUACUUUGCUGCAAAAGAAAUUUACAAUGCAAUCCGUAUUUUCAUUGCCUCAUAUGUUUGGAUGACCGGAUUUGGGAACUUCUCUUACUAUUACAUCCGAAAAGACUUCAGUCUCGCCAGGUUUUGUCAGAUGAUGUGGAGGCUUAAUUUCUUUGUGGCGCUCUGUUGUGUUGUGCUUGAUAACCAUUACAUGUUGUAUUACAUUUGCCCCAUGCACACCUUCUUCACUCUCAUGGUCUAUACUGUACUCAGAAUCUUUAACAAAUAUAACGAACGAGGAUCAGUGAUUGCAGUAAAAAUUGGUCUUUGCUUCUUGAUCAUUAUUGUGAUAUGGGAGAUCCCCGGAGUUUAUGAUGUAGUGUGGAGUCCAUUUGCAUUUCUCCUGAGUUACAAUGAUCCAAGUGCGAGAACCAAAUACAGCCCCAUGCAUGAAUGGCAGUUCCGUGCAGGACUUGAUCGGUAUAUUUGGAUCAUUGGAAUGAUUUAUGCGUACUAUCAUCCGACCGUUGAGAGAUGGUUGGAAAAACUGGAAGAAGCCGAAGCAAAGCUAAGGAUAUCAAUCAAAGCAUUUGUUGUUCUGAUUUGCUUCGCGAUGGGUUAUGCCUGGUAUGAGUAUAUAUACAAACUCGAGAAGUAUGCAUACAACAAGUACCAUCCAUACACAUCGUGGAUUCCGAUUAGUAUAUACAUCUGCUUGAGAAACAUCACUCAGAGUUUCCGGAGUUACUCUUUGACCCUCUUCGCAUGGCUCGGAAAAAUUACACUCGAGACAUACAUAUCACAGUUCCACAUCUGGCUCAGAACAGGAGGGCCUGAUGAACAGCCUCAAAAGUUGCUGUCUUUGAUCCCCAACUAUCCAAUGCUCAACUACCUGCUCACAACAGCAAUAUACAUUGCGGUUACGCAUAGGAUAUUCCAGCUGACAAAUAUAUUGAAGUCGGUGUUCUUGCCGAGCAGAGACGAUAAGCGCCUCGUUUAUAACAUUGUCAUCACUACAAUUGUUGUGAUGAUCUUAUAUACAUUGUCAUGGGCAUGUCUCAAUGUUCCAAAGAUGCUGGCAUGGGGUUAAUAUCCAAUGCUGAUGCUGAAACAGAUAUGUGUUAUCUUCAUUGGCUGUGACUGAAAGCACUUGUUUUUGUUUGGUAUUUAUACAUGAAACAGGGUUGAAAUGGCUUUCAAUGGGAGCUAGUGGUAUCAGUGAUUCA